Molecule: messenger RNA, 303 nt
Organism: Pseudomassariella vexata
Lineage: Eukaryota; Fungi; Ascomycota; Sordariomycetes; Amphisphaeriales; Pseudomassariaceae
Exons: 1
Coding region: 1-303 (100 amino acids)
Biological process (GO): translation
Cellular component (GO): mitochondrion; large ribosomal subunit
Molecular function (GO): structural constituent of ribosome
Source: RefSeq, a predicted model, not a curated record
AUGCCCUUCUUCCGCAUAACCCUCCACCGGUCUGCCAUUGGCCUCCCCGAACGCACGCGCGGCGUGCUGGCGGCGCUUGGUCUACGGAAACGCACGCAGACCGUGUUUCACCCCGUCAGCCCGCAGUUCGCGGGUAUGAUCAUGAAGGUGAAGGAGCUGGUGCGGGUGGACGAGGUGGAGAAGGCGUUGACGCCGAGUGAGAUGAGGGAGGAGAGGAGGCCGCCUAGGGGUUUCUAUUUGGAGAAGGCGGUGCCGAGGGUGGAUUAUUCGAGGGCGGCAGGGAAGGGGAAAGAGAUGGCAUAG